Molecule: messenger RNA, 3852 nt
Organism: Microtus ochrogaster (prairie vole)
Lineage: Eukaryota; Metazoa; Chordata; Mammalia; Rodentia; Cricetidae
Gene: Cyp51a1
Product: cytochrome P450 family 51 subfamily A member 1
Molecular function (GO): oxidoreductase activity, acting on paired donors, with incorporation or reduction of molecular oxygen; monooxygenase activity; iron ion binding
Source: RefSeq, a predicted model, not a curated record
CCUGUAGAGACCCGGAGGCCGGGGCCGCCUUGCGACGCCCACUAUUCGGCUUCUCCUGCUACAUCUUUUCGGAGAAGCAGCGGCGACCUCGGCCUCCAGCUCGUCCAGGGGGAGCGACGCGGCGGCCGGCCGGGAUGGUGUUCCUGGGCUUGUUGCAGUCGGGCGGCUUGGUGCUGGGCCAGGCGAUGGAGCAGGUGACAGGAGGCAACCUGCCCUCCACGCUGCUUAUCGCCUGCGCCUUCACGCUCAGCCUGAUCUACCUGUUCCGCCUCGCAGUGGGCCACAUGGUCCAGCUGCCCGCCGGGGCGAAAAGUCCACCGUACAUUUUCUCUCCAAUUCCAUUCCUUGGCCAUGCAAUAGCAUUUGGGAAAAGUCCAAUUGAGUUCCUGGAAAAUGCAUAUGAGAAGUAUGGUCCUGUAUUCAGCUUUACCAUGGUGGGCAAGACGUUUACUUACCUUCUGGGGAGUGACGCAGCUGCACUGCUUUUCAAUAGUAAAAAUGAAGAUCUGAAUGCGGAGGAUGUCUACAGUCGACUGACAACUCCCGUAUUUGGGAAGGGCGUUGCAUAUGAUGUGCCAAAUGCAGUGUUUUUGGAGCAGAAGAAAAUGUUAAAAAGUGGCCUUAACAUAGCCCACUUUAAGCAGUAUGUUUCUAUAAUUGAAAAAGAAACAGAGGAAUACUUUCAGAGUUGGGGAGAAAGUGGAGAAAGAAAUGUGUUUGAAGCGCUUUCUGAGCUCAUAAUUUUAACAGCUAGCCAUUGUUUACAUGGAAAGGAAAUUAGAAGUCAACUCAAUGAGAAGGUGGCCCAGCUGUAUGCAGAUUUGGAUGGAGGUUUUAGCCAUGCUGCCUGGCUGCUGCCAGGUUGGUUGCCUCUGCCCAGUUUCAGACGCAGGGACAGAGCCCAUCGAGAGAUCAAGAAUAUUUUCUAUAAGGCCAUCAAGAAACGCAGGCAGUCCGAAGAAAAAGUUGAUGACAUUCUCCAAACUUUACUAGACUCUACAUACAAGGACGGGCACCCUCUGACAGAUGACGAGAUAGCGGGGAUGCUCAUUGGACUCCUGCUGGCAGGACAGCACACCUCCUCCACCACCAGUGCCUGGAUGGGCUUCUUUUUGGCCAGAGAUAAACCGCUUCAAGAAAAGUGCUACUUAGAACAGAAAGCAGUGUGUGGUGAGGACCUGCCUCCCUUAACUUAUGAGCAGCUGAAGGAUCUGAAUUUGCUUGACCGAUGCAUAAAAGAAACAUUAAGACUGAGACCUCCUAUAAUGACCAUGAUGAGGAUGGCCAGGACCCCUCAGACUGUGGCAGGGUACACCAUUCCUCCAGGGCAUCAGGUGUGUGUUUCUCCUACUAUCAACCAAAGGCUGAAGGACUCCUGGGUAGAACGCUUGGACUUUAAUCCUGACCGCUACUUACAGGAUAACCCAGCAUCAGGAGAGAAGUUUGCUUAUGUGCCGUUUGGAGCUGGACGGCAUCGUUGUAUUGGAGAAAAUUUUGCAUAUGUUCAAAUUAAGACAAUUUGGUCUACUAUGCUUCGUUUGUAUGAAUUUGACCUCAUCAAUGGAUACUUUCCCAGUGUGAAUUAUACAACAAUGAUUCACACCCCUGAAAACCCAGUAAUCCAUUACAAAAGAAGAUCAAAAUGAAAAAGGAACAAGGAACCAGUGUGGGUUAAUGACUGCAAGCGGCAGCUUGAGAGAGAAUGAAGCUUAUGAAACAACUUUCAGUGUGUACUGUUUUUUUGAGUGUGUAGUUCUGAAAGCCAGUUUGAUUUUAAUGUCUUAUUAAUGCAGGUGACUUUUAGCAAAUCUAAUGGCAUUUGAAACAGUUUAUAAUAGUUUUGAUAGGAAUUCAUGGAAGUCAAACUUUUGAGUUAGAAAUUGUUUCGGGGAAUCUAGAUAGUUGGCUAGAGAAUACAGUGUUCAGGUGUUAACUUCAGAAGCACACAUUGCUCCAAGGAGACCACUUUCACGAGUGUAUUCUGUAAGUUUAAAAGCCUAGUCAGAGUCUGCAAAUUGUGUGUAAAAAUGCGAAAGGGUAAAGAAUAAGCUCCCUGCCAAAGCUUCAGAUGAAAGCGAACACUAGUUAGAUGGAGUGAUGUGUCCUUUGAAAUUUUAACUUGUAGCACAGGUGCAGGAAGAUGGCCGAGACAUCGGACCAUGCCUUGAUAGCCAUGUUUCCUAAAAAUAAUAAAUACUAAAAAGUGCUAUGUUACCAGCUCCGCGUGGUCAAAUUUUGGUGAAUCUUUAUGGGAUUUGAUUGUGAUUGCUUGAGGUUCUUUGUAUCCUCUCCAGAAUGCAGUUAGAAAAGUUUCAAUAAGAUCUUGAGACCAGUGACUUCUGGGCUUUAGGUUGGAAUGAGAAAUGGUGAUGACUGGUUGCAUUCUGUGGGAGCUGUGUUCAGGAGCCCUAGCCUAACCAAUUGUAACCAUGGGCCCAACUCUGUGACAUGCCUGUCAUCAUACUGGAGGAGUCAAGAUGAUUCUGUGCCCAUGUUUGAUGCUUGUGCCUAGCACUUAAGGCUGAGGCAGGAGGAUUUUGAGUUUGAGACCAAUGUAGGCUGCAUAGCAAGACUGUCUCUCCCCUCCCCCCCAAAAAAGGAAAGAAAUACCCUCUCCCAAAUAACUUUUUUUCCCCUAAAGUAUGUUACAGUUUUAAGAGGCUUAAAGACUCUGUAUGAAGGCAAAUCUCUGCUGUUAAAAGUUUUACAUUAAAAAUGUCUGACAAAAAUUUAACUGGUCUAUUCAUGGAUUUAAAUUGUGUACACAGUGUAAGCACAGUUCAAAGGAUCUGAGAAUUUGGAAAAUUAGAUCCUAUUUGUAUGAAUUAGACUCCUGUUGGUAAUGCCUUUGGGUUAUGAAUUUAGGCAAGUCACUAGUGUUAUCAUCUCCUCGUGAGCAACCAGGUAUUUUUUCAAUAGUUGUUGAACUCACACUUUUUUUCUCCUUUUUGCUACAGUAGCUAUUAUACUACUUCUAGGUUAUAGAUGCUGUAGACUUAGAUUUGUAGAUUUGUGGCACAGAGUUGUGACUCUUGAGUAAGGCUGGCCUAUUUACUGACUCGUUUUAGACUUUGACAUAUUUUCAGUGCUGGGAUUAAAUAAAGGGCCCAGGCAUUAGAAUUCAACAGAUCAGUUACUGAGAAUAACACAGCAGAGACCUAAGGCCGUAGGAGGUCGACAGUCCAUCCAGCAGUGGGGCAGACUCAGCUGACAAGCACUUGUCCAUCCACCUUUUUCCUAGAGAAUGGCCUUGACUUGGCAACUGUAUUAAAAGGUUUUUAUGCACAAUUUCCCCCUGCAGCUAGUUAUUUUAGAGUAGCUUUUUCUAUUUGUAGAAAGCUUAGUUGUUAAUAUGGAAAAUAAUAUUAGAAAUUCCCAGCAAUAUACAGCUUUGUGAUUGUGUUCCUAUAAAGACCAUUACUAGUGAAACAAUAUCUUCCAGAUGUAAAGAAUAAUGCUGCCAUUUUAGGCAAUGCUGUGCAAGUGGGGAAGAAACCCUCUGGAGAGCUGUAUUCUCUGAGUUUCCCAGUUUGACUGACUUAGCAGGAGGCAUCCUGAAUUUUGCUGCACUCUUAUUGAUACAAUUUAAUAUUCUUUGAGCUGAUUUCUGUUUAGAUUGUGAGGAGGCUUCUUUGGACACAAGAACACUAAAUGUAAUAAAAUAGACUAAUCAUGACAAUGCUAACAUAAGAGUUGAAAACACUUACAAUAGAUAGUUCAUACAAGGGCACACUGAAAAUGUUCCGUAAUGGAGGAAGAGAGAAACCCACUUUUUGGAUCUUAAGUUUUCCUUAUUAGAGAUAAGAAACAAGAUGAUAUGCUGUGGCUUAGUUAAAAAUAAAAGUUCAAAUA